AUGGGCUUUCUCCGGCGACUCUUUGGCGCCAAGAAACCGGGUCCUCCCACCGACGGUUCAGCUACCAAAUCUGACAAAGACAGCAACAAAAGAAGAUGGACCUUCGCAAAACAAAGCAGUAGGAGAAAGUCACUCCCACCACCACCGCCACAACCACCACCGCCCUCCGCCUUCACUCAAUUUGACCCCUCCACUUCCUUAGAACGCAACAAACAUGCAAUUGCUGUUGCGGCUGCCACUGCAGCCGUCGCCGAGGCAGCUCUCGCCACCGCACAUGCCGCUGCGGAGGUUGUCAGACUGACAAGCAACGGCGCGGGAAGUAGCUCCAAAGCGCGUGGUGCCAGCCAGCCACGGUUGCCGGAGGAUACCGCCGCCGUUAGAAUACAGUCAGCUUUCCGCGGUUACUUGGCGAGGAGGGCGUUGAGAGCGCUAAAAGCAUUGGUGAAGUUGCAAGCAUUGGUUAGGGGCCACAUUGUGAGAAAGCAAAGUGCGGAUAUGCUAAGGCGCAUGCAAACAUUGGUUCGACUUCAGACGCAAGCACGCGCGACUCGUGCGCACCACUUGUCAUCGGAUAAUUUGCAUUCUUUCAAGUCUUCACUUUCUCAUUACCCUGUUCCGGAAGAAUAUGAGGACCCGCACUCACAUCGCGUCUGUAGUACGAAAUUCGGUGGAUCUUCCAUUCUCAAGAGAUGUAGUUCGAAUGCAAAUUUUAAGAAGAUCGAGUCGGAGAGACAACGGAUUGGCUCCAAUUGGUUAGACCAUUGGAUGCAAGAUAACUCAGAUACUUGGAAGCCACACGAGUCUCCGUUGAAACACUCAACAAAACCUCAAAAUCAAACUCCCUCAUUCAAGUUUCACAAAGGAAAAGACCAAGAAACAGCAUCGCGGACAGCUGAUAAUAGUCCACAAACAUUCUCCGCGUCUUUAAAAACCGGAAACAGUGUAAGAAGAGGUAAUCCUUUUACACCUACAAGAAGUGAAUGUUCAUGGAGUUUCUUAGGAGGUUACUCCGGUUACCCUAAUUUCAUGGCGAACACCGAAUCCUCUAGGGCUAAAGUUCGAUCGCAAAGUGCACCUAGACAAAGACAUGAGUUUGAGGGAUACAUUUCCUCUAGAAGACCUUUUCAAGGUCUUUGGGAAGUAGGGUCUACUAAUUCAGACCAAGAUUCUGAUUCAAGGAGCAAUAGAGUCUCACCAUCUUUGAGCCGUUUCAAUAGAACUGGAAGUAACAAUUUAAGGUGA
This is a messenger RNA of Vicia faba (fava bean), 1242 nucleotides long. The record is from the annotation of a GenBank genome assembly. NCBI's taxonomy places the organism in Eukaryota, Viridiplantae, Streptophyta, Magnoliopsida, Fabales, Fabaceae.